Molecule: messenger RNA, 5246 nt
Organism: Chironomus riparius
Lineage: Eukaryota; Metazoa; Arthropoda; Insecta; Diptera; Chironomidae
Source: the annotation of a GenBank genome assembly
UAAGAAAAAAAGAAGAUGAUGAUCGUAAAAUCUUGAAAAAAAUAAUAAGAGAAUAAGAAGAAGGCAAGAAGUGGAAAAAAGUUAAAGUGAAAGAGAAGAAAAUAAGAAGAAUAAAAAAAUUGUUAAAACCAGAAUUUUGUAUGUAUGAUUCAUAACAAGUACAAAAUAUAAUAAGUGAAAUAAAAAAGUCUAUGAAAUGAAAUUUAAUUAAAUUAACAAAGAGCUUCUUGUGAAUUUAAAGUGUCUCGAUUUGUGUGCCUUUUGCAUCAUCAAUGAAUAUAAAACCACAUAGAAGAAAAAAAUGAGAUGAUUAAUUGAAGAAAUAUUUAAUGAAGUGAUGAAUAAAGAAGAAGCUUAUGUAUAAGUCAAUCACAAAAAAAAAAAUUAAGUGAAUGCAUGAGUAAUAAAUAAAAAUAAAUAAACAAUAAUUGAGAGCCAAAAAUGGGAACAUCUAAGAAUAUGGAAAAGUUCAUAUCAAUUAUUCUAUUUGUGUGCCUAUUAAGUGCUACAAUAGCUGAAAUAAGUAGUAGUGUUGACAAUCGAAAACCAAUCAUAAGAGAUUGUAAGUCAUAUGCACCGUCUAUUAAAGAAGAACAACCACAUAGCACAUAUGUGACUAGAAUUGACGCAUAUGAUCCGGAUAAACAGGAUCGAAUUGAUUUUGGAUUUAUUAUGCCAACAAGUGAAAGACCAAAAUUUAAAAUUGAUCCCGCAAGUGGAAUAAUUACGACAAAUCACAUUUUUGAUCGCGACGAGCCGGCUCGUGAAAAAGAAAUUUACUUAACCGUUCGUGUCACAGAUAAUGGAAGACCACCACUCGAAGAUAUUUGUACAUUCAAAGUCACAAUUGAGGAUAUAAAUGACAAUCCACCGGUAUUUGAUAAAAGCAAAUAUAGUGAGCCACUACCUGAAGAUAGACAGGUAAAAGAUCAAGUGAUGAGAAUUUCAGCAACUGAUCUCGACGACGGCGAAUUUUCAGUUGUGAGAUAUAAAUUACUGGAUAACAAGCCACAUGCAAAAUAUUUUCAUUUAGAUAAUAUUACUGGUGUGUUGACAUUGGCAAGACCAAUUGAUAAGAAACCGGGUCAGUGGUAUACGAUCAACGUACAAGCUUAUAAUAUUAAACCAGACGAGAAUCAACUGGCUGACACAGAAGUUAAAAUUGAGGUCAUAGAAUCAAGUAAAAAGGCGCCAACAUUUGUUGAUCCACCAAAUGAUCCAAUAAUUUUGAAAGAAAAUUUUAAUCAGUUCGAAAAGAAGUUGGUCACCUUAUCUGCGAAAUCAAAUGUUCCUGAAAAACCUGACUUAAUUUUUGAGCUUCUUACUGGUCGAACGGAACAAACAAACUCAAAGAAAACAUUCGUUUUGUAUCAAAAUGGUAACGAUGCCUCAAUUUUACUUGGAAAAGCUUUGGACUAUGAAGUGACGACUGAUUAUUCAUUAACAGUAAUUGUUAAAAAUUCUCAUAACAUUAUGAGUGAGCACAAUAUCAAAAUUAAGGUCGAAGAUGUAAAUGAUAAUAUUCCAUCGUUUGUGGAAGUCGAUACAGGAACUAUUCUUGAGAAUGAACCACCUGGCACACAGGUCAUGAUCGUUCGUGCAAUUGAUAAUGAUGCAACAUCGCCUUUCAAUGCAGUGACUUUUGAACUAGCCGAUAAUAAUGAAAUCUUUCAAAUUGAUCCAAUCACGGGUGUUGUUACAGCCAAGCAAAGUCUUGAUCGUGAAAGUCAAGAGUUCUAUAAUGUGAAAAUUGCAGCUACUGAUGGAGCACCUUCUGCACUUUUUACAACAGGCAAGCCAAACUCAGCUGCACAAGUCUUUCGAAUUGAGGUUGCAGAUAAAAAUGAUCACCCGCCUCAAUUUAAACAAGAUGAAUAUCUCGCGGAUCGUAUACCCGAAGAUUCAAAUAAAAAUGCUUUAGUCAUCGAAGUAACUGCCAUAGAUCCCGAUACAGCUUCAAAUAUUGAAUACUCAAUAGAAAGUGGAAAUAUUGAUGACUCAUUUGAGAUUGAUAAAACAGGACGAAUAACAAUUAGACAUAGUCUUGAUUAUGAAAAAAUUACAGAAUACUCAUUGAAGAUCAAAGCUUUUGACGGAAUUUAUAGUGAUUUUGCAACAGUUAAAAUUACUGUGGCAAAUGUUAAUGAUUGCCCACCAGUAUUUAUUGAAGAAGAAUAUCGAUCGAAAAUUGAUGAAGAAAAAAUUCAUCCAGACUGUAUUUUCAUUAUGAAUGCAUACGAUCCGGAUAUUAAAGAUCGUAAUUUAGAUCAGCACAUAAGAUACGAAAUUUCCAAGAAAGAGCAACGUGACCUCCUUACGAUCGAUGCAUAUGGUUGCUUGAGAAAUAUUAAGCCUCUUGAUCGUGACAAGCCAAAUGGACAUAAAGAAUGGCAAAUUCUAGUAACAGCUACUGACGAGGAUGGUCAAGGAUUGUCUCAAACACAGACAGUUAUCAUUAUUCUCAACGACAUUAACGACAAUGCACCAUUUUUAAGUAUGAAUAUGCCAAUUGUUUGGCCUGAAAAUCAUGAACCUGGAAUUAUUACUUCUCUUUUGGCUGAUGAUUAUGACGAGAAAGAAACAAAUGGAUAUCGUUAUGAGUUUGAGCUAUGGGAACAUGCUAGUAAUGAUAUCAAGAACAAAUUUAGCAUAGAAAAUAGUGAUCAGCUAGUGGCUCUUGCAUCAUUCGAUCGCGAAGCACAAAAAGAAUAUUUUAUACCAAUUAAUAUUAGUGAUGGAGGUGAACCAAGAAUGUCCAAUGUCAGCUACUUGCACUUGAUUAUUGGUGAUGUGAAUGACAAUGAGAUGAAGGAAGGUUCAAGCUCAAUAUUUGUAUAUAAUUAUAAAGGAGAAGCACCGGAUACAGAAAUUGGUCGUGUAUAUGUCGAUGAUCCAGAUGACUGGGAUUUACCUGAUAAAAACUUUUUUUGGCAAGAUGGUAAAGUUGAUGAACACUUUUCACUUGACGAAAAUACUGGAAUGAUAACCAUGAUUGAAAACACUGGAGAAGGAAUUUACAGUUUGGAAUUUAGGGUCGUAGAAACUAUGCCUUAUGGCACUCGUCAUGAUGUGACAGCAUAUGUACAAGUAACAGUAAAAGAAAUUCCAGAAGAGGCUGUUGACAAGAGCGGAUCGAUUCGAUUUGUUGACAUUUCAGCAGAAAAGUUUGUCGACGAUGGAAACUCAAUUAGUCCCAAAGAAAAAUUGCAAGAUUUUAUUAUGGAGCUAUUUAAUGUUAGCCGAGAAAAUGUAGAUAUAUUUACAGUUCUAAAAAAUGAUCGUGAUUCAGCAAUAUUGGAUGUACGAUUCUCAGCUCAUGGCAGUCCAUACUAUGAACCGGAAAAGCUGAAUGGAAAAAUUUUACAACACAAAAAUAAAUUGGAAGAGAAACUGGGAUCUAAAGUCAUGAUGAUAAACAUUGAUGAAUGUCUCAUUGAAAAAGCAAAAUGUGAAUCAUCGUGCAUGAAUGUAUUGGAAAAGUCAAACAUUCCAUUGUCUGUGUACACAAAUCGUACCUCAUUUGUUGGAGUUAAUGCAUUUGUACGAACUGAAUGCAAAUGUUUUGAGCCGAAGCACGGAGAACCGGUCUGCUAUAAUGGAGGAACUUCAUUCGCAAAUACAUGUGAAUGUCCGAAAGGUUUCGAGGGACCAAACUGUCAGCAAAUUACUGUUGGAUUUUCUGGAAAUAGUUGGGCUCUCUAUCCACCAAUUGACCCAUGCGACUCGACAAAAAUAUCACUCGAAUUGAAACCCGAAAACGAAAAUGGAUUAGUUUUGUACGUAGGUCCAAUGAGUUAUAUGGAUCGACUCCCAAUCUCAGACUUUUUAGCAUUAGAAUUAGUUGAUGGAUACCCUGUACUUAUUGUCGAUUACGGUACCGGUGCAGUUAGAAUUCAUCAUAAUUAUACAAAAUUAGAAACCGGACGUUUCCAUGUUGUCGACAUUCUUUUGACUAAAACAAGUGCCGAAAUGACAGUAGAUAAUUGUAAACUUAGUGACUGUAUGAGUUUGCGUGCCCCACAAGGCAAAAAUGAAUUCCUCAACGUAAAUGCUCCAAUCCAUCUUGGAGGAUCGAGUGUUAAUCUUGACGUAUUACGAUCAGCUUAUAAUUGGACAUAUGCGCCAACAAUGCGAGGCUAUAUUGGAUGCAUUAAAAAUCUUACAAUUAAUGAUUUUACAUAUAAUCUCGGACAGCCUAGUCUGGCACAAAAUGUAGAUCCGGGAUGUGAAAGAUCCCUAGCAGCCGCUGUUACAUUUGGUGUAGCUAGUAACUUUAUCUAUGCACUCAUCGGAUGCAUCCUACUUCUCAUCAUUUUAAUUCUUGCCGUUGUAGUACAUAAAAAGUCUUAUGAUGGCUGGCAUGAAAAAGAUAUGGAUGAUAUUCGAGAAACAAUUAUUAAUUAUGAAGAUGAAGGUGGCGGGGAAAGAGAUACAGAUUAUGACUUAAAUGUUUUACGUGGACCACCAAUUUAUGAAGAUAAAUUGUAUAAAGACUUAAGACAGAAAGAAGCGCAUGAAGUUCCAGAUAUUGGAGCAUUUUUAAUAGAUAAGAAAGAUGCAUGUGACAAAGACAAUGAUGCAUAUCCAGUCGAUGAUGUAAGACAUUACGCUUAUGAAGGUGACGGAAAUAGCUCCGGAUCACUUUCAAGUUUAGCUUCAUGUACCGAUGAUGGAGAUCUCAAAUUUAAUUACUUAUCAAAUUUCGGACCAAGAUUCCGUAAACUAGCCGAUAUGUAUGGUGAAGAGCCAUCCGAUACAGACUCAAACGUUGAUGCUGAUGAAGGAUGGAGAAUUUGAAGAUCGAAUUUUUUUAAAAUAAGAAAAGAAUGUAGGAGAAAAUUUCUUUAACUGAAGCUGUGAAUUUAAUUUUUUUGUUAUAAGACAUGUCUGGAUGGAGUGUUGUAUAGAGGUUUAAUGUUUCACGACUAUUUUCUACUAUAAUAACAAGUCAAUAAAAUUGAAGAUCGUCGAUCCUCGCAUCCAAUAUAUAUUAUUAUUGUUAAUAAUAUUCAUCAUCUACGCAUUUAAUUGAAGCAUUGAACCUCAUCUUCUGUGCGUCUUAAGUCGUUGAUCAUCAAGAAUGAUGCAUAAAAGUGUGAGAUUGAACAUUAAUGUAAAAUAAUUCCAAUAAUCAUCGUGAAAGUUAAAUAAAAAAUUCAAAAGUGUGGAUGUUGGAGUCAUUGAUGACGUCACUAGAUAUGUAAGAUAAUUCAAUCAUCUAUUUUCUACUGGAAUUUAUAGCUAGU